This is a messenger RNA of Lycium barbarum (goji berry), 4705 nucleotides long. RefSeq lists its product as uncharacterized. Bases 3358 to 4320 code for a protein of 320 amino acids. The transcript is spliced from 10 exons. NCBI's taxonomy places the organism in Eukaryota, Viridiplantae, Streptophyta, Magnoliopsida, Solanales, Solanaceae. The record is from RefSeq and is a predicted model, not a curated record.
CUUUUUCAUUUCACCCCUUCUCUUUCACUCUCUCCUGUCUCCCUCUCCUCUCUCUACCAUCCCACCACCCGACUGCCCCACCCCUCCUUGUUAGCACUUGCCGCAGCCACCGUCGUUUGACCAGCAAGCGUCGCUACCAAACGCCGACGCUGUUUCCGACCAGCAACCGUGGCCACCGAAUCUGAUGGAAUCUCGUAGUAGGAUGUACGAUAGAACUAAUCCUGGUCGAUUUGGGUUGAAGAAUGAAUUUGUAGCCGGCGUUUAUGAUUUUGUUGACUAUGCUAAAACACUUGAAGAUUUUACAAUUCAUGGUGUGGUUAGGCGUCCUUGUUCUAAAUGUGAAUGUAUGAAAUUCAAGACCCUAGAGAUUGUUAGGCGACAUCUAAUGGAAAAAGGUUUUAAAAGUAAUUAUACAGUUUGGACUAGUCAUGGAGAAACGCGUAACAAUUUGGGUGGAUUUCAGAACUUUGUUGUGGGUGAAAGUAGUAGGAUGGUAGAACCUACUGUCCAAAAUUCUAGAAUGCACGACAUGGUUCAGGAUGGUUAUGGCAUGCAUUGGGGCUUUGAAUCAAGUGGCCAUGUUGAAGAACCUCCCAAUAAAGAGGCCAGCCGUUUUUAUAAAAAGUUAAAAAAAGCUAGUCGGCCUUACAUGAUGGUUCUACCCACUCUCAAUUAUCUGUCGCUGUUAGAUUAUUGAGUAUCAAAGCAGAUAACAAUGUUCCCCAAAGGGCAAUGGAUUCUGUGAUUGACCUUAUGCAUGAAUUGGUUGACCCGACUCUAGAGAUACCCAAUAAUUACUAUAAGGCAAAGAAAUUGGUAUCUAAGUUGGGACUCUCGUCGGUGAGAAUUGAUUGCUGUGAAAAUGGCUGCAUGUUAUACUAUAAUGAUGACGUCGAUCUAGAAUCUUGUAAGUUUUGUGAUAGUGAACGGUUUAGGGAUACACGUAGCGGGAAGAGAGUGGUUGUUAAGGCAAUGCAUUAUUUACCUCUAAUACCAAGGUUAAAGAGGUUGUAUGCAUCUAAUAGCUCUACUCCUCAUAUGAGAUGGCACAGUGAAAAUAGAAGGCCACCGGGUGUUAUGUGUCAUCCAUCGGAUGGUGAGGCCUGGAAGCAUUUUGAUAGAACCUAUCCAGACUUUGCAGCUGAACCACGUAACGUUAGGUUGGGUUUAUGUUCUGACGGAUUCACUCCGCAUUCUGUCUCUGCUACUCCAUAUUCUUGUUGGCCUGUGUUUAUAACACCGUAUAAUCUUCCCCUAGAGAUGUGUAUGACUAGUCCAUAUAUAUUCCUUAAUUGCAUUAUUCCUGGCCCGCGUAAUCCCAAAGUCUUGAUUGAUGUGUACUUGCAACCUUUGGUUGAUGAGCUGAAACAGUUGUGGGUUGAAGGGGUUGAGACAUAUGACAUUUCGUGUAAGCAGAAUUUUAAUUUGAGGGCCGCUUUAAUGUGGACUAUUAAUGAUUUUCCUGCGUAUGAGAUGUUGUCUGGGUGGAUGACAGCCGGAAAGUUAGCGUGUCCUCACUGCAUGGAAAAUACUAAGUCCUUCACUUUAAAAAAUGGCAAAAAAAUUCAUGGUUUGAUUGCCACCGUCGGUUCUUGCCGAUGGAUCAUCCCUUUAGGAGAAUGAAAAAUGCAUUCAAGAAUAACACAAUUGAACAAGAUUGUCCACCUCCAAUACUGUCUGGUGAGAAUAUUUGGGAGAGGGUUCAACACCUCCCAAAAGUUACCGAAGAAGAACCGUACAGAUUCGAUGGGUAUGGAGUUUACCAUAAUUGGACAAAGCAGAGCAUAUUUUGGGAGUUUUCAUAUUGGAAGGAUAAUCUUCUACGCCAUAAUCUUGAUGUUAUGCACAUUGAAAAAAAUUACUUUGAUAAUUUGUUUAACACAGUGAUGGAUGUGAAGGACAAGACGAAAGAUAAUGUUAAGACUAGAAUGGACUUGAUUGAGUAUUGUGGACGAAAAGAGUUAUGGUUACAACCUAAACAGGACAGGUUCUUCAAGCCUAAGGCUAGCUAUUCUUUCACAAUGGAGCAGAAGCGAAAGAUUUGUGAGUGGCUCCAGAACUUGAACAUGCCCGAUGGCCAUGCAUCAAAUUUUGGAUCACGUGUUGAUAUGGAGCAAGGCAGGAUACACGGGAUGAAAAGUCAUGACUGUCACAUUUUCAUGGAAACUUUACUCCCUAUUGCAUUUAGUGGCUUGCCUGAACGAAUCUGGAAACCUAUGUCAUAAAUUAGUUUAUUCUUCAAAGACUUGUGUUCCAGCACGUUAAGGGAGGAUAACCUUUGUCGGAUGCAUCAGAAUAUUCCUGUUAUCACAAACAAGUUGGAGAAAAUUCUUCCACCGGGGUUCUUUGAUAUGAUGGAACAUCUUCCAAUUUACCUUGCAUACGAAGCCCAACUCGGAGGCCCAGUUCAAUAUAGGUGGAUGUAUCCCUUCGAGAGGUCUAUUGGUAAGUUGAAAACGGCUAUCAAGCAAAAAUCGAAAGUGGAAGGCUCAAUGGGCGAAGUUUAUCUUGCCAAGGAAACAUCCCAUUUCUGUUCUUACUACUUUCAUAACGAUGUGCCUUGUUUGAGAAACAGGCCUAAUCGACACUAUGAUGGAGGUGUGAAUAACUCUUUGUUGAAGCCGAUAUCGAUCUUCAAUCGACCAGGUGAUGGGUCCAAAAAACGUGAGAGACCAUUGAAUCAAAUGGAGUAUAAAUCAGCUUCGACACAUAUCUUGUUAAAUUGCCCAGAAGUUCAACCUUAUUAUGAUCUCUUUGUGGAAAUACAUGGCCAAGAAACAGUGUCCGACCAAUUUGGGACUUGGUUUAACAAUUAUGUUUACAACAAUCCGUGUGGUUUUCAUGAACAAUUUUUUAUGGACUUAUCUUGGGGACCAACUAGUGUUCAUUGUAUGGACAAAUAUGUUGUUAAUGGUUUCAAAUUUAAUACCCGAGAGUGUGCUAACCACAUGAAAACUAAUAACAAUGGUGUGUGGGUUAAAGGUGCUGAUGGUGUUGAUUAUUUUGGUGUAAUUGAAGAGAUCUUAGAGUUAGAUUAUUCUGGUUGGCCUCUCAAAAAGAUUGUUCUUUUCCUAAGUAACUGGUUUGAUCCAACCCCAAAAAGAGGUACGAGGGUACUGGAGGAGUGCAAUAUAAUUGAAGUAAAGCACAAGCGGAGGUGACAAAAAGGGUAAGGCUAUUGCGAAAGCCCCAAAAAAGUCAAAAAAGAAGGGUUUGUAUAUACCACCAGAAGGCAUAGAGCCAGGUCCCCUUCGGAUUGGAGCUAGAGAUCCUGCACCUUGCCUUCCGCCACUUUUCUCUCCGAUGUCAGGUGUUGCAGAUGGGUUGUCAUGGAGUUAGUAGACUGGCCAUGUCGCAAUGCCACCAUAUUUUUGGCCUCAGGGCCAGACAGAGCCACAUGCACGACGAUCUCCGUCCCCUAUCACACCUUUGACGAUCCCACAUGGCCUCCCUGAGUUUUAUCAUAUGUCACAGCGAGCGGCUAGGAGUGGUACUCCGACAGUUACUCCUAGCCCGACUGUGUCACAACAAUCGACAUCAUCUACUCCACAUGUUGGGACGUCGGAGCGUGAAGAAAGUAGCUCUGAUUCUGACGAAGAACGUCCCAAAAAAGGAGACCCUCCACAGGUUUUGAAUUUUGAUAUGACAGGUCGUCUCAUAAUCGAGCCAGUUGGAUACACCUUCUAUCCAGGCAAAGCAACUAAGAGGAUUUCAAAGACGAUCAAAGGACUCUAUAGAGGCGUCGUUCCGUCUUGGGGCAAGGUGCCAGUGAAACUGAAGAAGCAGAUGUUUCUCGAGUUUAGGCCUGAUUGGAUCCAAGAUGAAUGGUGGAAGGAGCUGCUACACUACUGGGCAAAUGAUCUGACUUUUUUGAAACGAAGUGAAAAUGGGAAGGCUGCUAGAGCCUCAGUGAAGGGUGGAUCGCUGCACAUUAGUGGCGCCACGAGUCAAGUGGACUUGAUGAAGCGGCUGGAGCUCUGGAGGGGUCAGGCGGUACCUCAGGAUGAGAUCUUCAAGAUUACUCACAUGAGGAAGGAGAAGAAUGCUGAUGGUACAGACCGAUGGGUUGAGCCAAGGGCUGAGCGAACUUGGAAUGAAUUUCAACAACACUUUGGGGAGUUUCGAGCCACUCAGCCAAGUACCACGCAGAUGACCGACGAGUUAAUACAGCAACAAGGGAUUGAGAAGGUUGCUCCCCCAACAAGGCACGGGACAAUUUAUGGGAUGCCUAAUCGAGCCUUUCGUCGAUACUCGUCGGCCCUUGAAGCCGUAGGUGUUACUGAUGAUGGGACAGUUGAUCCUAAGGAGUAUGAGCCAUGAAGCAGCAAGUUGACCUGCUAACAAGAACACUUAAUUCCACGGAGGCCAGGAUGUUGGGUAUGCAAGCCCAGAUUAAUAGCUUACUUAAUUCGCGGCAGUUUUCGAUUCCCCCGUGUCCUGGGGAUGCUCGUAGGUCAUAGCCUCCUAGCCAACCCCGACCUUCCCAAGGUAGACGACGUUGGUCACAAGCUGACAUAAAUCAUGCUCUUGUCGACGAGUCUAGUGGGGAGGAUACGGAUCAUGUCUCUAACACCGAACAUUGACUUUUUUGAUUAAUGUGCUUUUGGAUUCUAAUUCUGCUAUGUUUAAAUGGAUAUGUAUAGGAAUGUAGUUUUAGUUUGAACUAGAAGUACUUUUAAUUUUAAGAUGUUUAAGUGUUUGAACG